Messenger RNA from Neurospora tetrasperma FGSC 2508, 1329 nucleotides. RefSeq lists its product as uncharacterized. Gene Ontology annotation, cellular component: cytosol. Bases 1 to 1329 code for a protein of 442 amino acids. The record is from RefSeq and is a predicted model, not a curated record. Gene Ontology annotation, biological process: pentose-phosphate shunt, oxidative branch; pentose-phosphate shunt. Lineage: Eukaryota; Fungi; Ascomycota; Sordariomycetes; Sordariales; Sordariaceae. Gene Ontology annotation, molecular function: phosphogluconate dehydrogenase (decarboxylating) activity; NADP binding. The transcript is spliced from 3 exons.
AUGUCUCUUCUGUUCGCCGAGUACGGAAUUCAUACGCACUACUACGACCCUUCCAAGAAGAACAUCGAAGCCCUCCAAUCCCACGCCAAGGAAAGCAAGCACGAAGACAAGAUCACCUACCACGACGACCACAAGUCAUUGUGCGAGGCUCUAGAGGACGGUGAUAAGCCCAAGGUCUUCAUUAUCGAUGCCCUCGAACCCUACCUCAAGCCAGGCGACAUCAUCAUGGACGCCUCCAACGAGCACUGGAAGGCGACCGAGAGACGACAGGCCCGCCUUGAGCCAAAGGGAAUCCAUUACAUUGGAAUGGGCGUCUCUGGGGGCUACCAGUCUGCUCGCCAUGGUCCUUCCAUCUCCCCGGGUGGCAGCAAGGAGGCCCUCGACAAAGUGUUCCCCUUCCUCCAGAAAAUCGCGUCCAAAGACAAAAAGGGACAACCAUGCGUGGCCAAGCUUGGACCGGGCGGAUGCGGGCACUACGUCAAGAUGAUCCAUAACGGCAUUGAGCACGGAAUGAUGACUGCCCUCUGUGAAGCCUGGGCCAUCAUGAACAUCGGCUUGGGCAUGGACUACGAAGAGAUCGGCACCGUGUUUGAGAAGUGGAAUGGUGACAAGGAAAGGCCAUUGAGGGACAACUUCUUGAUUGACAUUGGUGCCGAUAUCUGCCGGACCAAGGAUGAGAAGGGCAACUAUGUGCUGGCCAACGUGCGUGACAAGGUCGUUCAGGAUGUAGACAACUCCGAGGGGACGGGAACGUGGUCGGUCCAGGAGGGUACCAGACUCCAUGUGCCAGAUCCAACCAUUGCCGUUUCGCACCUUUUCCGGGUAGCUUCAGCAGAUGCAGCGAGGAGACUGACAGUCAGCAAGGCGUUGAACGGAAAGGGGGUGAAGCCGGCUCGAAUCGAGGGUGUCGAUAAGGACAAGUUCCUGGAAGACUUGUACAACGCCGUCUAUGCCUCCUUCCUCAUGUGCUUCAUCCAGGGCCUGCACGUCCUUUCCAAGGCAAACGAGGAAAACGACUGGAAGCUCGACUUUGCUGAUGUCCUGCAGCUCUGGCGCAAUGGAUGCAUCAUUCAAAGCGACGGAAUUGCCGAUUUGCUCGAGACUGUGUAUCGCUCGAGGGAGCACGACAACGAUGAUCUCCUAGGACACCAAACGAUUGCUGGCGAGCUCGCAAAAACGUACCCGUCGCUCAAGAGGGUUGAGGCCGAGUUGGACUACUUCGGGGCUCACAUGUUCGACCUAAAAACUGCUGAGCCGGGUAAGCCGGUGACGGGUAAACACCACUUUGAGUGGAAGCCCGCAAGAGGUAUUCUGGAGACGGACGACUAA